AUGCUGACAGGAUCAUGGAAAGAGUUGUUUCCGUGGACUCGUCUCGAAGUCCACCAGCAUGAGCAGCCAAAAGGGCCGGAUUUCUGGAAAGACAUGCUGAUAGGGCCGCAGAGGUGCAGGAGAGUCUGGAGAGGGCCAUUGAAAACGCUUCAAGCAGGCUGGAGACCACUUAGCAGAAGGACGAUGGCACGUCGCAGACUGCGAGACGAUGUGACGGUUGCACUGUAUGUGUCGAAAGCCGUGUACAUGAGCAACGUGAUGCAAGAUCUGGGCUUGCUGACCGAGUUUGUAUCCCCGCCAUCGAAGAGGCAGACCGGUAUGGUGGAAACCAAGGAGGAUUGCGUGCGUGUCAACACCAGAAAGAAGAAACGAGUCAUUCCGCCAGAUGGCCUGAUGAAUGCCAUGGAGAUCAUUGAUGAGAGGGGCUUCAAGAUGCAGGCAGAAGCCAAGAGGGAAGUAAGCUGGCAAGACGAGACCCAGGACAAGACUAUCGAAUUGAAGUCUAUUGGAUGCCGGCAUGAUGUGUAA
Colletotrichum costaricense is the source of this 528-nucleotide messenger RNA. RefSeq lists its product as uncharacterized. The transcript is spliced from 3 exons. Bases 1 to 528 code for a protein of 175 amino acids. The record is from RefSeq and is a predicted model, not a curated record. NCBI's taxonomy places the organism in Eukaryota, Fungi, Ascomycota, Sordariomycetes, Glomerellales, Glomerellaceae.